Molecule: messenger RNA, 3589 nt
Organism: Linum tenue
Lineage: Eukaryota; Viridiplantae; Streptophyta; Magnoliopsida; Malpighiales; Linaceae
Source: the annotation of a GenBank genome assembly
AAACAUAUUUCGCUCAUGUUAAAGCAACUCUCUUUGCUUCUUCUCUCUCCAUACAUAAUUAUUGUCCGAACCAUCAUGAUGAACCCCAAGUAAAAUCCUGUUUCGACUGGCGAUCCGAUCAAAGGAAAGAAAGAAAAGCUAAUCGGUAGUUUCGCGCUAGGUUUCGGUUCCGAUGGCGAAUCGUCCGUCUGUGAUCAAUUCACUGGAGCAUCCAACAGGAAGCGAUAGUGGCAACCUCAUGCAGAAGUUGAAUCAGCUCAGGAAGGAAAUUCAAGCCGAAAGGAUGGUUUCAGUGAGAGAGAAAGUUGAAAAGAACAGAAAGAAGCUAGAAAUGGAUUUUCCUAAACUUGAGUCAGCAACAUCAUCACAUACAGGGCAGCCAGAAGGUGAUAAGAUGAUCUCAAGAAGAAUUGGGGAGCCAAUGUGGGAAUACAGUGGAUUUGCUCAAGGAUCAGGGGAUAGGGAUAAUUGUAAAUGUCAGGAGGUUCUCCAUGGUAGAAGCACGAAGCUUCCGUAUGUUGAGAAGAUACCUCCGUAUACUACUUGGAUAUUUCUAGACAGGUUCGUUGGUCUCGGCCUGCAAGCAGAUUUUCUUCCUGCAUCACAUGAUUCCACAAAUUGUUUGAUUCAUGUUUCUAGGAAUCAGAAAAUGACUGAAGACCAGUCAGUGGUUGGGAGAAGGCGAAUAUACUAUGAGCAAGAUGGCGGCGAGGCACUAGUCUGCAGCGACAGUGAGGAAGAGAUCGUGGAACCCGAGGAAGACAAACGUUGCUUCUCAGAGGCUGAAGAUCGUAUUAUAUGGAGUAUCUUUCAGGAAGAUGGAUUAGCUGACAGUGACAUCGACCUUGUUAGCCAGUUUAUUGGAGCCAGUGCUAUGGAGAUCAGGGAGAGAUGUAGCGUUCUCCAGGAAAGGCAUGCAGACGACCUAAAUGUGACGAAUACUGGGGAUUCGGGACCUGUUAGGGGUUUCUCGUUGGAGAAGACCCUUAGUGCUGCUCUGGAUUCUUUUGAUAACCUCUUCUGUCGCCGUUGCCUGGUAUUUGAUUGCCGCCUGCAUGGCUGCUCUCAAACUUUGAUUAACCCUAGUGAAAGGCACUCAUAUUGGUCCGAGUAUGAAGAUGACAGGAAACCUUGUGGUGAUCAAUGUUGCCUUCGGGAAAGAGUCAAAGACUUCCCUGAGCAUAGCACAGAUAUAGAGGUGAGAGAAAAGAGCCUAGUGGCUUUACAUGCUAGACUUUCGGGCGAUAUUGAUAGUGGUACAGAAGUAGUUGAAAGUCAAAGGUCUAUGUAUGACAAGGGGGUAGUAGUUCCUUCAGAAACUGCUUGUGAUUCAGACCCUGAAUGUCAAACUCGACAUGCAGAUGCAUCUGAUAUAGUAACAGGCAUAGACCACACCAAGAAGCGCAAAGCUUUGCAUCAAACAGGUGCAAGAGCAGCCGGGUCAACACUAGUUCCUUCUGAUGUUCAUGAUUCUUCAUGUAAGAAGCAGAAAGGAUUAGUUGCUGCAGACAUAGUUUCUGAAAGUGAAGCAGGUGUUCCCAGCCUUGGUCAUGACUCUAGCACCAAAAGUGCAACUGAUAGGACUGCUGAUAAUCCAGACUGUGGAUCUGCUGAAUGUACAUCAAUAGACAUCGUUCACAUUGAUCGCGAGAAAGAUGAUGAAGCUGUGCGCCUGGAAGUCACAGAUGUUCUUGGGAGGAAUCAGCCGUUCUCGCCAGUAAACUGCACCGGUGCUGAGAUAGAUGCUGCUGGAGUUAAGCACCAUCAAGUUAAUGAUGCCCCGGAAAGUAGUCAGUCUGUGUCAAAGAGUUCUGAGUGGAGAGCCCUCGAGAAAGAACUAUAUUUGAAAGGAGUUGAGAUAUUUGGAAAAAACAGUUGCCUUAUUGCAAGAAACAUGCUCUCUGGUUUGAAGACUUGCAUAGAGGUCUCCAAGUACAUGUGCGGUAGUGGAACUAUGGUGCCUAGGAGAUCUCUCACACCAAGUUCAUUUUCAGAAGACAAUGGGAUGACUGAUGCAGAUCAUAUGGUAUGUUUAUCGAGAUGCCAGCACGACCUCGCCUUUUGCGUCGCAGGGGCAGGACACGAAAGUUCAAAUAUUCUUGGAAGUCUGCUGGUCAUCCAUCAAUGUGGAAACGAAUGGCUGAUGGGAAAAACCAGUCAUGCAAGCAGUAUACACCAUGUGGGUGUCAGUCAAUGUGUGGGAAACUAUGUCCAUGUUUGGAAAAUGGAACUUGUUGUGAGAAAUACUGCGGGUGCUCAAAGAGUUGCAAAAAUAGGUUCAGAGGAUGUCAUUGUGCAAAGAGUCAGUGUAGGAGUCGCCAAUGCCCGUGCUUUGCAGCAGGGCGUGAAUGUGACCCUGAUGUCUGCCGCAAUUGCUGGUUGUGGAGAUGGUUCAUUGGGAGAGCCACUGAAACGUGGAGAUGGUCAGUGUGGAAACAUGAGGCUGCUUCUACACCAACAACAGAGGAUCAUGUUGGCAAAAUCGGACGUUGCUGGAUGGGGAGCCUUUCUAAAGAAUGCUGUCAAUAGAAAUGACUACCUCGGAGAGUACACUGGUGAACUGAUAUCACAUCGAGAAGCAGACAAGCGUGGGAAAAUCUAUGAUCGUGCCAACUCGUCGUUCCUUUUUGACUUGAAUGAUCAGUUUGUCCUAGAUGCAUACCGCAAAGGCGACAAGCUGAAGUUUGCAAACCACUCAUCAAAUCCCAAUUGCUAUGCUAAGGUAAUGCUGGUGGCUGGAGAUCACCGAGUCGGCAUCUUUGCCAAAGAGCACAUUGAUGCGCGCGAGGAGCUGUUCUACGAUUAUCGCUACGGACCUGAUCAGGCGCCGGCUUGGGCUCGUAAACCAGAACGUGAUUAUCCAAAUCCAGCUGGGAUCCAGGGUGGCAGAGCAAAGAAGCACCAUUCUAGUAGUUGAUUUCAUCAUCGCAUUAUAUGCUGCCCAUGCUAAAUGCCAUCCAUUCUAGCAGGCGAAGCCAUGAAAUAAAGAGAGACGCAUGAAUAAAUAAAUGUCCAUAUAAGCCACCAGCCAUUGCCAUCAGCUUCUCGCUGCAUUGCGUACGAAUCGCAUCAGUCGAAGACCCAUUACUUACUGAUACAUACUUCGAUGGGAAAUUAUGAUUUGGUAUUGGAUUGUAAGGUAUGCUACAACUCAGUUCCCCAGGAAGACACCAAUGGCCACAAUCAUGAACCUUUGAACUAUGCCGAUUCUCGUGUCUGUUCCCAUACAAGGAAGGAUGGCCAUUGGAGUUUUCAGGUUCUUAAUGAUCUAUUCCAUGACCCAGGUCUUCUCGGUAUCGCUGAUGUCUGAUGCCCACAGCCUUCUUAUAAGGCAGUUUGGCUUCCAAGCAAUGCCCUCCUGAAUCCCACUGCCCUUCCCUGUUUGGCUGUUCUACUUCAGCUGAAAUCAGCCCAUAUCCAUUUACAGGUGAUUGGCAACAUGGAAGAGAUUGGAUAAGGGGGCAACAGUGUUGUUAGGGUAUAGUCUUUCAUCAAUACGUUUUUUUAGCAAUGGAAUCGCAUAUAUUGCACUGAUGAAAAAUCGGCUACAACAAGGGAUACAGACAUGAGAUUUGGAAUCAAGAGAGAC